Molecule: messenger RNA, 769 nt
Organism: Rhododendron vialii
Lineage: Eukaryota; Viridiplantae; Streptophyta; Magnoliopsida; Ericales; Ericaceae
Product: probable serine/threonine-protein kinase PBL3
Exons: 4
Coding region: 160-663 (167 amino acids)
Biological process (GO): protein phosphorylation
Molecular function (GO): protein kinase activity; ATP binding
Source: RefSeq, a predicted model, not a curated record
CUUUGAAGGAAGGGAAUCAGCUACUGAUUUGGUUGAAUACAACUACGAAGCGCUGGCCUCUAUCACUGGGGGAUUCAGUGAAGAAAACUUUAUUGGGAAUACUCUAUAUGGAAAAGUGUUCCGGGGAAAAAUUCAACAGGUUUGGAGACACAAGAGGUCAUGGUCAAGAUAUGGGUAGACUGUAUGAGACUUGCAACUACUCCAGAACGUCAAAAACCUAGAUUUGAUAAUGAAAUCAAGUUGCUGACAAAUUCAGACCUGAAAGGGCAUCCAAACUUGGUGAAGUUAAUAGGAUUUUGCUGUGAAACUGAACGUUUGGGAGUCGUAUAUGAGCUAAAACCGCUGGAUACAUUAGAGAAACUAAUUAUUCACGAUGACUUUACAUGGCUUGCACGAAUCAAGGUAGCCCUCGAAUUUGCAUGUAUCCUAGAAUGUUUGCGUGAUCAACAACUCUUGCAUCGGAGUAUCAGCGCAGCUCAUUUAAUGAUUGACCAGGCUUUCAGUCCAAGAUUAUUCGACUUCGCUAUGCUUGUUGGUGGAGGUUUUGGUGAAAUUCCUGAUAUUAGGUACCAUGUAUAUGGAAUCGGGAGUCAUGGUUACGUUGAUCCACUUAUCUGUUUGACAGGUUUGCAUCUUAAUGUUAUUUGCAUACUUUUUACUUGAACCCAGGAACAUCAAUGCAACUUUUAUUUUUUUGACUUCUUAAUUCCGUCUUUGUACAAGUUUACAGAAUUGUGGAGUAGAUUAUGGAUAUGAAUAUGGUUAAAGG